UAAUUGUUUCUACUCAUGUCUCGUACAACAGACAGGCUUAAUACUACAUUACCCACAAUCCACCGCAACACAACAAACCCGGGGCAAGGCAUGGCGUCCUCGGAGUCAGACACAGGCGAUGCUGCCCUGGUGGACGCGCCAGAGGCCCAAACAGGUGAGGAGGGAGUCCAGCUCUGCCCCUUCUUUUUGAAGGGGAAGUGUCAUUUCGGUCUCCGGUGUCGUUUGUCUCACAAGUCCGUCCAGCUGGUGUGUGAAGUCCCCUGCAGCUCAGGGGCCCCCAUAGAAGGGGCUGCAACUGCUCCGGGGCUGGAGGCAGAACCGCAGGAAGAGAAGCAAAGGAAGAAGAAGGCAAACAGCAACAGAAAUGAUAAAAAGGAGGCGGAGAAAAAGCCUCGCAUGCGCACCGCUGACGACAUCAUCUCUCGCAUCCAGUGGGACCCCUCUGUGGACGCCUCGCACUUCCUGGUGGGCUACACCGACCGCUUCCUGGGGGUGCUGGAGCGCCCCUUCGCCGACUUCAACUGGGACGUCAAGCCGUGCGACUGCGACUACACGGCCGAGCUGGCGCUGCCCAGACACAGGAUCCAGUACUUCGCCUACCAGGGGACCCGCGUCUGGGACCGCCGCAGCAGGACCGACCGCGUCUUUGGCUCCACCGGACAAUCUCUGGCUCCCCCCUUUGGAGGGCAGGGGGAAGUAGAAGAAAGGCAUGUAGACCGAGGAGAGGAUCCACCUGCUGCACAUCUGGAUCAGGACCAUGUGGACACGCACGGCGCUGACUCAGCACAAGCAUCCCCGGAAUGGCAGCGCGUUGCGGAGGAGGCUGCAAACAGCGCUACGGCCUCGUCCGAUAGAGAAGAGCGACUCACAGAGGGAGCGUCCGAAGGAGGAGAAGGUUUUGAAAGGCGGGAUAAUCCGACUCCACCUGCAGCUGCUGAGCAAAGACUCAGAGGAACAUCAGAAGUCUCUCCCUCAGAACUUGAAUGAUGGACGUUCCCGUGGAGGACCACCAGGAGGGGGGGGGUCUUCCCCGACUGGGCAGACCACUAGGUGGGCAAAGGUUCCUAAUGUGUGUGCUAACGCGUCCAUACUGUCAAGUACACAAUCAGAUCCAAAUAUGAGAGUCACGCUCACUGAGGGUCGACUAAUGAUUCCUUGUAGCUUGUGCAGCCCUUUGAGACACUCCUGAUUUAGGGCUAUAUAAAUAAACUUUGAUUGAUUGAUUCAA
Messenger RNA from Nerophis ophidion (straightnose pipefish), 1228 nucleotides. RefSeq names its product leukocyte receptor cluster (LRC) member 9 (gene leng9). The record is from RefSeq and is a predicted model, not a curated record. Bases 16 to 987 code for a protein of 323 amino acids. The transcript has 7 exons. Lineage: Eukaryota; Metazoa; Chordata; Actinopteri; Syngnathiformes; Syngnathidae. Gene Ontology annotation, molecular function: metal ion binding.